Messenger RNA from Coregonus clupeaformis (lake whitefish), 840 nucleotides. RefSeq names its product HIG1 domain family member 1A, mitochondrial. Gene Ontology annotation, cellular component: mitochondrion. The record is from RefSeq and is a predicted model, not a curated record. Bases 116 to 406 code for a protein of 96 amino acids. NCBI's taxonomy places the organism in Eukaryota, Metazoa, Chordata, Actinopteri, Salmoniformes, Salmonidae. Gene Ontology annotation, biological process: mitochondrial respirasome assembly. The transcript is spliced from 4 exons.
ACGAGAACCCGGUAAAUUGACUUGACUGUCUUUGCAUGACUUGAGGUUGAAACAGAGAGCAUACGGAGCUUCUUCAGCAUUUAACGGGAUCUUACGACAGAACGAAUCAGUCACCAUGUCCUCCAACAAAAAUGUGUCAACAUAUGAUGAUGAGAAUGAAUCAAAAUUUAUGAGGAAAGCGAAGGAGUCUCCGUUUGUCCCAAUAGGCAUGGCAGGAUGCGCUGCAGUGGUCGCCUUUGGUCUGUGGAGGCUCAAGUCGCGGGGAGACACAAAGAUGUCCGUCCACCUCAUCCACAUGCGUGUUGGAGCUCAAGGCUUUAUAGUAGGAGCAAUGACAUUAGGGGUGAUCUACUCUAUGUACAAAGAAUACCUUGCCCCGAAGGACCCAGGUAAAGACAGCAAGUGAGCCUACCAGCCAAUUAGCAAGUGACAUGACCAGAAAACGCUCCAUGCCUGCCAUUCCUGCCAUUCCUGCAUUCUACCCUUAGAAAUAGAAGUAAUAGAAUGGAUUAUCUGUCAAAAUAACAUUCCAUUGAUGAUGUCAUUUAUUUUGGGUGAGGGCGUGACUUAAGUUUAGCAGCAUUUCAAUCUGGCAAUCACUUUGAAGAAGGUUAAUACAUUUGAGGAAGUCAAGUGGCACAUUCAUUCUGUGUAUUCUGUUUCUAACAUUACCUCUUUGCUAGACACCUGCUGUAAACCACCAGUAAAAUGCCACCUUGAAGGCGACCCAACACACCCAUAAACUCCUAUAGCCAAUCCACUCAUUGACCAUUGUCAACCUCACCAUGAAGGGUUAUUGUUAUUAUUUAAUAAAUAAUAUUGGUUAUUUUCUAACAUUUA